This is a messenger RNA of Lymnaea stagnalis (great pond snail), 447 nucleotides long. The record is from the annotation of a GenBank genome assembly. NCBI's taxonomy places the organism in Eukaryota, Metazoa, Mollusca, Gastropoda, Lymnaeidae.
CGAGAACCUGCGAGAACCUGCUGGACGCCUCAAACGAGAGAAAGACGGCCAAGAAAUUUAUUCGGAGAUGUUUCAGGCCAGACCAAUCAAGAAAGAGGUCAAGGUCGACGAGAUUUACGGAGCAGACACCGCAGCGCUCAACCCCGUGAGGAUCAGUCCAGACAGACUGUGCAAUAGUGAUCCAAACCCCGCAAAGUUCAACGCAGCGCUGGAUCACAAGCAGCAACGGGAGCAACACUCUUUGGCGGCGAUAAACCUGACGCAACACGCGGCGGCUUCCGGUUCGUCUGGGCCUGCGCACUUUAUGGAGUGCAGACCUGGGGGAAGCUCCACGUCAUCAUUAUCGCCGCGUGUGGUGGUGAGCUCCAAGUCGGACAGUCGUCUGACAGCGGGAUGGGAGAAUGAAGAUGAUGACGACAGCGACCUUGAAUUCAUCGUGUGCCCCCC